Messenger RNA from Monopterus albus (swamp eel), 4535 nucleotides. RefSeq lists its product as uncharacterized. The record is from RefSeq and is a predicted model, not a curated record. Bases 241 to 2742 code for a protein of 833 amino acids. The transcript has 7 exons. Lineage: Eukaryota; Metazoa; Chordata; Actinopteri; Synbranchiformes; Synbranchidae.
GAAGAGAAAAGAAAAGCUAAGCUAAGCUAAACUAAGCUAAGCUGAGGAAAGGUUCCGGUUAAGGAUUACAUCCGGAGUGUUAGAGUCACUUACGGAGACAAUUUAACCUACGUAGUUCCAGAUGAUGGUCAUCCUGUAUUCUGGAACCUUUGCAGCUGUCUGUAUAAACAUGCUGGUUUGUCCAUCCUCAGGCUCCUCUCACUGUGUUUGAGUAUACAGUGGCACGGGUUAAAUACAGAGAUGGCUGAUGCUACUAGUCCCAGCAACAUUAAUCAGCAGAUUGCGACUGAUUUCCAAAACAACAAAGAGAGCUUUGUGCCAAGACUGAGAUGGACUCCAGGUAUCAAGAUUAAAGACACAGAUCUUGAAGAUUCGAGUGAACUGUAUGACUCUACAUCGGGGAGCACUGAUGAGUAUGAUUCAGAUACCAGCUACGAGAGUGAAGACACUGAUGCCAACCUUAAACCAAACUUAGGGGAAAAUUGGCAGUUUGCUACCGAUCUGUGGAAUGAACCGUUCUCAUUUAGCCCUCCUUUCUGUGACACCACCACAUCAGACAUGACUUUUGACAGGGGCACCAUUACUUCUGAAGUCUGGGGAGCAGAUGAAUCUCGCUCACAUCAGGACACUAAUGACAGCAUAGUUGUUAGUGUUUCUAAAAAAAAAAAAGGUAAUAGAGUUUAUGACAAGAGACAUUAUUGCUUGUAUUGCAGUAAACCUUAUGCCAAAAUGGCAAGGCAUUUAGAAACUGCACAUGCAACAAAAGCUGAUGUGGUUAAAGCUGUUGGCUUUCCAAAGGGUUCCAAGGAGAGGAAGAAAGCCCUAGAUUAUAUUCGCAAUAAAGGCAACUAUGCUCACAAUGCUGCUAUUAUGGAGGCAGGGAAGGGUGAACUAGUGCCAUGUAAACGACCGCCUAAAGAAGCACAGGGGAUCGAUUUCAUGCACUGUGCAUACUGCCAAGGACUUUUUACAAGAAAGGUCCUGUGGCGACACAUGCAAACUUGUAAACUUAAACCUGGAUCAGUCGGCCCAAAACCAGGGAAGAACCGUGUUCAGUCCUUGUGUACGUACACGGCGCCUGUGCCCUUGAAAGUAAAUCAACAACUGUGGAAAGUAAUCAGUGCUAUGAAUCCUGACCCAGUCACAGAUAUAAUAAAAAAUGACAAUGUCAUUCUUGAUCUUGGGCAGCACCUGUUGAACAAAGGCGGCAUGUCAGCCAACAAUCAGCUGUAUGUACGAGAGAAGAUGCGAGAAAUGGGAAGACUGAUUCACAGCGCCAGGCGAGUUACCACCUUACAAGCAAUGGAGGAUUUCAUACAUCCAGAGAAAUACUCGGAGAUCGUCAAAGCUGUCCAGAUUACUUGUGGCUAUGAUGGUGACACUAAAAAGUUUGUGACUCCAUCACUGGCAAUUAAACUCGGGAAUGCUUUGGUUAAAGUCAGCAAAUUCUUAAAAGCUCAGGGUUUGAUAUCCAACAACAGGGAGCUUGUAAAGAAUGCCAGUGAGUUUCAAGAAAUCCACAAUGAAAAGUGGAAUGAGAUGGUAUCUGCAACAGCUCUGAGGAACAUCGCGGAAGCCAAGUGGAAUGUGCCAACCUUAAUGCCCUUCACUGAGGAUGUUCAAAAGAUGCAUCAUUUUCUUGGUCAGAUGCAAGAUGAGUGCAGCAAUGCACUAUCUAAAAGUCCUUCUGUAAAAGCUUGGAUAGACCUGACCAAGGUGUGUUUAACACAGACCAUCCUCUUUAAUCGGUGCAGGGAAGUACACGUGGAAAGUAUGCCCUUGUCUGCAUUUUUGUCAAGAGAUAGCUCUGAUUCCCACCAGGAUGUGGACUGGGCCCUCACUGAAGUGGAGAAACGGUUCUGCAGACAUUUUACAAGGAUUGUCAUCAGAGGAAAGGAGGGUCGACCACUUCCAAUUCUUCUGACUCCAAAAAUGCUGUGUGCAUUAGAGCUACUUGUUAUGCACAGAGAGACUUGUGGGGUUCUGAAAGACAAUAGUCACAUGUUUGCAAGACCCAGAGCCAUGACACAUUUCCGUGGUUCAGAGUGCCUCCGUGGCGUUGCAAAGGCAUGUGGUGCAAAGUGUCCCAAAUCACUGACAUCCACCAAACUACGAAAGCAUGCUGCCACCAUUUCAGCAGUGCUGAACAUGACAGAUGCAGAGAUGGAGCAAGUGGCCAACUUUCUUGGUCAUGACAUUAGAAUCCACGGUGAGUUGUAUCAACUCCCUGAAAAAACACUACGACUUGCCAAACUCAGCAAGGUUCUAAUGGCACUCGAGAGAGGAAGAUUUGCUGAGUUCCAUGGCAAGAACUUGGAUGAAAUCACAGUAGAUCCAGACGAAAAAGUGCUGGUUUGUGAUGAGGAAGAUGGGAGCAGAAAGGAAGGACACUGUUCUUCUGUUGAUGAUAUGUUGGCUGAGAGGAAUGAAGUGCCGCCACCACCCAAGAGAUGCAAACCACAAUCAGCAGCGGAUGAAGAAUCUCCAGGAGUCAGUGCCGAGAAGCCCUCCACCAAAAGCAGACCUACCCAGAGGAGAACACCCUGGCAGCAGGCGGAAGUGCAGGCAGUGGAGAGGCACAUGAGUCACUUCAUCACUUCGUGUGUUGUACCAGCAAAGAGUGACUGUGAGAAAUGCUUGCAGGCAGAACCAGAAGCUCUCAAGAACCGAGACUGGCAGAACGUGAAAUUUUUUGUUUAUAACCGCAUUACAGCCUACAAAAGAAAAGUCCAGUUUAAAUAGUGUGGAGAUAACCAGUCAACAGGCUGGUAUUACAGUUUACAUUCUCUUUUAAAAGUUUCACAUUCUUUACAGUUGUUUUUGCUUUUUUCUUUCUUUUUGUUAUUAUUUUACAGUUUGCUGUCAGGAGUGAAAUGUGAGCAGGAGAGUAGGGCUGGCGCUCAAGUUUCAUUUUCAGUUACGAUUUUGGCAGUGAUUAUGAACAUGAUAACAAAGAUAAAACCAAGAUUGUCACAUUCCAUUUCACAACAAUGCUCUCGUUUUGUCUUUUAUAAAUCCAGCACACUGAUCUCUAUUACUUAUUUACAUGACUGACUUAUUUACAAGCAUGAAACUGCUUUGUCAGCGCCCAUCAUUAGCAUCCAAACACCCUCCUCCUCAUCACUGCCAGGCUUUCACUGCUCCCUGAUGUUCUUUUAGCAUCCACCAGCGCUGCCGUCCCUGUUUUGAGUCCAUCCAGUGCGCAGCUGACACUGGGUGAGAGGCAGGGUACACAGGUUGCCCGGCUGUCAGAGGGCUAACCAAGAGACAGACAACUACUCAGACUCACAUUCACACUUGCAGGCUAUUUACAGUCUCCAGUCCAGCAAACCUGAAUGUCUUUGGACCUGUUAUGAAUCACUGUUAAAUCGUUGUAAUUUCAGUAUUGACCAAAAUCAUUGUGAGUGUGAUGAUUUUUUUUUUUUUUUUUUGCCAUAAUCGAGCAGCCCAACAGCGACUAGGCAGGAUUUUAGGGUUUUAUCAUAAAGGACUUUCACUGACUUCAUCUGACUUCAUUUACUCAGCACUGAGGUCUAAUACACAUCAGCAUCCUCUGCUAAAAGACCCUCCAGAUGAAAACAUCAACAGUGAUGUCUGACAUGUUUGUGCACAUGCUGUACAUUCAAGUGAAACAUUAAGAAAUUUUACACCAAAAUGUGGAAAUAGACUUGAACAAAAUGUAUCCCCAGCAAUAACAAUGCAACACAUCGAUACAACAGAAAUACCACAAGUAUCCAUUUGGUCACGAGGAGGUCAAAAAAAAAAGUGCAGGCAAGCUCAGUGUGUUUUUUAAAGUAAAGAUUAUUAGAUGUCAAGGUUACAUAUAAAACAUUUCAUCAUUGAGAUGGAGUCAUCUCAUCUGUUCCUGAAUCAGACUUGUAAAUGACGAUAUGCAUCAUUUUUAUUAUUUUCACUGUGGAUAUCUUAUAAAGUUUCAUCUCACAAUUAAAUGUCUGUUUUUCUUCACCCUCAGUACCUGAUAGAACCGAUGAUAUAACAGUGAAGAACUAAAAUACUCGGUGUUAAUGAAUAUCUCUGGGCUUCAUUCAUGCCAGCAUGAUGGAGAGAAGACCCUCCUGGCGUUCUCUCAGCAGAAUCUCCUAACUCCAUGCAUUUAUGCUGUUUCACAGAAUGAAAGCAGAAAACCAAACAUCAGGACACUGCAGGCUUGGCUGCUUCCACAUUGAUCAUCUCAGUACUUAACCACUGGAAUACCACAAGGAGUGUUUUAUCUGCAUUUUUUAUUUUCACUGUUGUAAUCUUUCCAUUUGCUGCUCCACGGACAUGAUUCAGCUGAUUUUCAUCAUGAUUAUUCUAGAAUUCAUUAAUGCCAUUACUUCUUAUCUUUUUCUUUCUCCCUUUAUUUUCAUGUUUGACUGUAUGUCAGUCUCUACUAAUCUCACACAACUGCAGUAGACUUCCCACUCCACACCGAAAGAGAACAUCCACUCACAGAGCUCUGUGAGUAGGGCUUCCACUGUUAGGAUCAUUUUUGAUGAUUAUUAUUACUGAUUUCUUUUUUAUUUAUUUGUAGU